CAAGAAACCUCCAACAGGUGUCAAGAAACCUCCAACAGGUGUCAAGAAACCUCCAACAGGUAUCAAGAAACCUCCAACAGGUGUCAAGAAACCUCCAACAGGUGUCAAGAAACCUCCAACAGGUGUCAAGAAACCUCCAACAGGUAUCAAGAAACCUCCAACAGGUGUCAAGAAACCUCCAACAGGUGUCAAGAAACCUCCAACAGGUGUCAAGAAACCUCCAACAGCUGACGACAAAUUAACCUCUAACAGGUUACAGCAAACAAACCUUAAACAGGUGUCAAUAAACAAUCCUUCAACAGAUACCAGCAGUACAGGUGCGUUAGGUACAGGUGCCCACGAACUGGGACAGAGCCACAGGUGUUAGUGACCAACCAGCAACCGGUACUGACAAUCCAGAGAUGUAUUCAGCAAACGAAUGACACACAACAAUAAUGACACUGAACCCGACGCUCGGAGACCAAGGGGCACUGAAUCAGACACCGUCAUGGUGCUUCUGAGGACUGUGUUGAUCCUGCUGCAUACCUGCCAUCCUGGCACACCUGUAUCCCACCCUGGCACACCUGUAUCCCACCCUGGCACACCUGUAUCCCACCCUGGCACACCUGUAUCCCACCCUGGCACACCUGUAUCCCACCCUGGCACACCUGUAUCCCACCAUGGCACACCUGUUAAGAUUCAGAAAUGGAGAGCGCCCUUGCAUCAUUUCUCCGCCCUUCACCUGGCAGCUGAUCAACAUCUGUCAGCACGCCAACACCACCCAGUAGACAAACACCUGCCAGCUGACCAACACCUGCCAGCUGACCAACACCUGCCGAGUGUGUCUGGGCGAGCCCAGAUGACAGAGCAGGCGCGAACAAUUUUACCCCCAACACCCAAUAGGGUGAAGAGGCUUGUAAAGACAAUUAAUCUUCAUGGAGGAAAGAGAAGAAAAAAAAAGGGAAAGAAGAAGCGGAUAAAACAGAAGAGGAGGGGAAGAAAGAGAAUGAGGCAGUUGAAAGGUGGAGACUCAAAACACGAGCAACGUCGCCGGGUCAAGGAAGCCUUAUCCAUUGUGCCUUGGACCCCAGGACAUCCUGGUAACUUAACCUUGCCUCACUCAUCAACUCUAUCUCACUCACCGGCCUCCAUCACUCCACUUGACCCAAAGAAAUCCGAACUGGUUGAGCUGGUCACAGGAAGCAAGUAUCACUUCUUGUUGCAAGCCACACGAGCACCCAUGCUGGCGAACCACAGUUGGAAAGACCCUUCAGGCGAAAUGAGUCUACUUUCCACAGAAGACUCAAGCCAAUUUCUCAUUCCACUUGAUAUUGCUAAUAGCGAGAGCUUGAAGUGGCUUCCGUACAACCCAGACAUCAGAGUGAGCAUCCAUGUUGUUGGUGAAGGUGUUGGCGACGAGGUCCGGACGCCCCUGCCGCCCCGAGCCCAGGACCACCCGAACUCACGCCACCACAAUCACCACCAGCAGCAAAAUACGAUUCAAGGUUGGACCCGAAACACGGAGGACGAGGAGCCAGGAGAUGGGCGUCUUAUGUCCGUCACUACUGAACACCCACUCACCCGGCACCCCAUGAGUACUGCCCACCCACUCAUCCGGCACCCCAUUGUGAAAAAGUGGAAUCCCAUAAAGAUGGAACAGCCUCAACACCAUAGUGAGGAUGCAAGACCGGGAGAUGAAGGAACCCGACAUCAUGGUGAUGGCAUGUCACCAAAAGGUGGACAUACCCAACACCAUGGUGAUGGCAUGAAACCAAGAGAUGGAGGGUCCCGACACCACGGUGAGGGCAAUAGAACGAGAGGUGGAGCGUCUCAACACCAUGGUGAUGGCACGAGACUAAGAGGAAGAGGGCCUCAAAAGAAGAAAAAGAGGAAAAAGUUGGCAAACAUUACAAAAGUGAAGAUUAAAGAAAAAAAAAUUGGGGACAAUGACAGAAUGAAUAAAAAGUCCAUUAACACGCAAAGUGAAGAUAGAAGAUCAGUACGAAAGCAAGGGAAAAUACAAGACGAAAAGGAGAAAAGGGGUAAAGAAGGAAGGAGGAGAGGAGAGGAGAGGCAGACAGGGUCGACACAGGACUUGGUGCUGGGCCUAGCUGAGGCCCUGGAGCAGAUCCUCAGCACGGACCAACAAGACCUACAGCCCACCAGUCACCACACUGCUGCUGGAGGUGACCCGUGUACCGCUUGGUCCACCUGCCGAGUGGAGGAGGCGCUGCAGGAACUGGCUAGCCUGGAGACACUGCCCUCCUGCCCCUGCUUGUACCCUGCUGACCUACCCUACCAACACCAUAUUUAUGACCCCAUCCACCACACCCACUUCAGGUGGGUGGGAGUGAGUAGCCAACGGGAGAGGAUCGACGUGUAUCACCGAGGCGCCCAACACUGUAUCCGCUCCCACGUUACCUCGGCCUCCCUGGCCGCACAGACCUGCUGCUACGACAGAGAGCGACAGCUACUGACACGAGGGAGCGGGGCAGGAAGCCCAACACUUGCCAGCCCAGAGGUAAAUUUUGCUCUACACUGGCAGGUCGACAUACUUCCUUGGCUUGCCUGUAGAGGCAACUUCCUGAGAUACCAAGCUGUCCGUCCACCCAACAAUGGUCAGACGUGUCCCACUAACCCCGGUGACCUCAAGUACCACCAGCAGGUCAACAUGGCCACUGACUACUGAUUGUUCAAGGCAAAAGGUAUCAAGUUAAGGCAACCACUCUUAAAUACCAAGAGCAAGCAACUUAUCCAGGCUGAACACAUUCCUACACUUUCUUCUGUUAUUAGAGAAUGCAGCCUCCAGCACCCACUCAGAUCACUGCAUACACAUUAUGGCGAGCGAAUUAAAUUAAUAUAAAUAGUAUUAAUGAGUAACUUGAAGGCAUUGUAUUUAAGAAGUAGUGUAGUGUCUGGUAACGCAAUGUUUGCAAGCAGACUCCAUCUUCUGUCAAGGAUCUGGACUCUACAGAGCUAUACAUAUUAAACUGACAAUCACCUAUAAUUUAUUCAUAUAUAAAAUGACUUAAGAGACAGUAAGGAGUUUGGCAGAUUGUAACUUUGUACAGAAUUUAAACCUUUCUCUGAAUCAGAUAUUAAUUCCAAUUUAUAUCUUGAAACUUUUUAAUUAUACUGAAAUCAACAUACAGUAUUAUAAUGAUCCGAACCUCUUUUCAUGUAAGGUAUUCCCCCCUCGCUAUGUAAGAGUCUGUUGACAACUUUGGUAGUAACUUAUGAAUGGGAAAGUGUCCAAAUACCCUAAAUCAAAUAUUGACAUCGUCUUAACCAGUAGGAAGUUGUAUGACAAUUACUACCUUAUGUAUGCUAGUAUAGAGGUACAGAUGGAUAACCCACACCUAUAUAUUUGUGCAUUUUAUGUAAAAAUUUACACUAAGUCUUGCACACUCUUCUUAGUGCUUUAUCAAGGUCUCAGUAUAUGCUUAGGAUGAGACUUACAUCUCGAUGGAUCAUCACUGCCAAUGAGAUAAUUAUCCAUCGAGAUUUAAGUCUUACUCGAACCAUAUACUCAGACCUGGGAGGAGCCGGUCGGCCGAGCGGACAGCACACUGCACUUGUGAUCCUGUGGUCCUGGGUUUGAUCCCAGAUGCCGGCGAGAAACAAUGGGCAGUUUCUUUCACCCUAUGUCCCUGUUACCUAGCAGU
Messenger RNA from Procambarus clarkii (red swamp crayfish), 3644 nucleotides. RefSeq lists its product as uncharacterized. The record is from RefSeq and is a predicted model, not a curated record. Lineage: Eukaryota; Metazoa; Arthropoda; Malacostraca; Decapoda; Cambaridae.